AUGAAUGAGAAGAACGCGCCCCGCGAGAGACGUCGCCCGCGCCCGCGCCCGGGAGCCAAUGGGAGCGCCGCGAGGCCGACCGAGCCGGGGCUGAGGGGAAGGGGGGACCGCGGAGGGGCGGAGGUGAGGCCCUACCCCUCGCCGGGCUCCGCGGGCCCCGAAACGGGCGGCCGCAGGGUCCGGGAGCCGCGGCCUCCGGGGCGCGGGGCCGGUUGGUGCCCGGCCGCCCGGGCGCGGAGCCGCCGCCCCUUCCGCCCCCGGCCCACGAUUCUCGGCUCCGGCGGGCCCUGCGCGCGGUGGGUUCCGUGGUUUGUGGCCCAGGGGCUGGGCAGCUCCGGCCGCUGCCCGGAGCUCGGUCCUGUUCCCCUUCCGCGGCUCCGCGGCUCAGGCCCCUCGCCCUGCGCUCCGCUGGUCCUUAGGUUGGCCAGAGCCUCGUCCUGUGGCUACCUGUUCUUUCUCCCCUCCGACUGCCGCUUCUCCCUACCCCCACCAGCCAGGUGCUCCAUGCCGUCAGUACUUUGUACUUUUUAUAAGUGGAGCUUGACUGUGUUGGACGAUAUUUUAUCUCCAGGAGUCUGUUCCUGGGGAGGAGUAAAGCUCCUCAGUUGGCCCAAUGAAACCGCUGAAAUGACAAACAAGAAAGUGACUAAAGUUAUUAGAAGGAGUCGGGAGAAUCAGAUACAUGUUACAUUGCCUUUCUUGUCGUCUUGGAUUAACUUCCUGGUUAUUGCCAUCGGGUCCGGGAUAAUCUUAGGUGUGGAUCUCCAUCCUUUUAUCCCAGUGUGCGCCUGCUUGCUAUCAGAUCUCUCUGGUGGUCAUCACACAGAAAUUCACCUAACGUUGGUAAAGGACUGUAUCCCACUUGAACUCUACAUUCAGGAAGCCCACGAUUGAAGACAAAAGAUCAGAGACAUUGACCAACCUGGAAACAGGGACAUCUUUGGAACUUUACUUACCUACAGUAAUGUUUUAAACUGUUAUCAGCUGAACCUGACUCCAUCUUAUUCUGCUUAUUGGAAAGGACAUGGCUUCAAGGAUUUUAAAUUUCCUUUUGGUUUUUCAUGAACUCUAUGGGAAAUGGAGUCCUUAAAGGACUUGGGAAUAACAAGAAGAGAUUGAAACGGACAGUACUGCUGUCUGUUUUUUCUCCCCCUUCAAAGAAAAGGAUUUACAACUCAACUCGGAACAGCUGUUGUCCAACUUUGGCCAUCAAGGAGAAAUAAAUAAAAUUAAAUCACCAUUGCCAGAUGACUAGCCCUGGUGAAGUCAAGGUGUGAGAGUGGUGGCAUUGAGAAGGCUGCCGAAAAGCGACAAGGACUGUAGUUUAAAAAACAAAAUCGGCUUCUUUUUAAAGCUGGAAGAGACCCCACGUUCCUUCUUGGAUUAAGCUAGAAACCCAGGGCACACCUUUUAGGUGCUGCUCAUAUUUUUGGAAGUGUGCUGUUGUGGAGGGCCUUUCCCUGACACUCUUCUCCAUUUGAAGACCUGCCUUCAUCCAUGAGCUAUACCUUGCUCUGCCUGACUCUCCAUGCUUUCCACCCGCAACUGUUUGCAAGCGUGCAGCCUAUUUGUCUGCAAGUUUUAAAUUGUACAAGUUGUAUUUCUUAAUCUCCUUUUCUACUUUGUUCUGCGGAGGUGGUUGUUAAUCAAUUGAAAUCACCUUUCCCCCUCCCAUGUGCUUUCCUUCAU
Messenger RNA from Psammomys obesus (fat sand rat), 1689 nucleotides. RefSeq lists its product as uncharacterized. The coding region runs from base 1 to 894 and encodes 297 amino acids. The transcript has 3 exons. Lineage: Eukaryota; Metazoa; Chordata; Mammalia; Rodentia; Muridae. The record is from RefSeq and is a predicted model, not a curated record.